AUGGUCGAUCAGCCAGCCAUGCUCGAGCCCGAGUUCUCAGCCAUGCGCUGCAGUAUGACAGGAUUAGGGAAUACAAACCACACGGGACGACGGCUCAUCGAGUCCUCAAUUACUUGUACAGCCAAUGCCGAGUGGACAAAUCAGGGACCUUGUUCUAGAGCAAUCGAGAACCUUUUGGCGACCUUUAAUCACCGCACCGUAGUUGCGAGCCACGCGCACGAUACGGAAGUUCUCCAGUACAACGGUCCGCGGAAUACCUGCGCUGUCAGUGUUCAUGUCGACCUCAAAACCCCCCCUGCUGCCUCGAACCGAAUCGAACCCACUCCACCUCUCCAAACUCCCACAUCAUCCCAUUUGAGUGAUCCUCCACCUUUCCCCCUACUGCGUGGUCUUAGUACUACGUGGAAGCUACCUUGUCUCGCACAACCUCAAAUCCCCAACUCCCCAUCCCCUCGACGUCGCAGCUGGCCAAAGGGCAAUCCCGCAGCCUCCUGCUCCCCUGAAAGGUCCAAUUUCACCAUCUACCCGUCUCUGCUCACCAUGUGUUAA
Molecule: messenger RNA, 549 nt
Organism: Thyridium curvatum
Lineage: Eukaryota; Fungi; Ascomycota; Sordariomycetes; Thyridiales; Thyridiaceae
Exons: 2
Coding region: 1-549 (182 amino acids)
Source: RefSeq, a predicted model, not a curated record